GACAUAUGGCAUUAUUUUAGUUCCAUAGAAGGUGGUCAUACGGCAUAAUACGGGACAAACUGAUGGCUUAAAUAUGGGAUGAUUCCAUAUUAUAUGAAACGUUUGGCAAACCUAUGUAAAAUGCAAAAGAGCAUUGUCUCGGGGCCCAUUAGGAUAUCCUGGUGUUAGUCACUCUACCUGUGAGAACAGAGUGUCUGCUUUCGUUCUGCCUGUCUGUGACUGUUUAUCUCUGUGUUACUACUGUCUGUUUCAUAAUGUCAGUGUGCAGCAUACAUCAGAUAUAAAGUGUGUGUUUGACCCAGAGCAUCGCUCAUGUCUCUUGAAAUACCGGUUUCACUGGUUCUCCCAGGAAAUGAAUUUCGGAGGUUUUUUCUUGAGGUGUCAGUUCAGAGGUGGAAUGACAAGCCUACAAACGUCCUAAUUUUUCACGGAGUGAAUCAGUGAAGGGUGAUGACAUUUGUUUCAAAGCAGCUUUUGGCCGUUCUGGAUGAUCUAGUCACAGAUGAACUGAAGAGGUUUAAAUGGCACUUAAAGGAUCAUAAAGGUUUUUCAGCCUCUGAUCUGGAGAAGGCAGAUGCUCCUGACACAGUGGAUCUGAUGAAGAAGCGUUUCGGACCAGAAGAAGCUCUGAAGAUCACGGUGGAGAUCCUGAAGGAGAUAAAACAGAACCAUCUGGCUGAAGAGUUAGAGAAGAAACACAAGCAAGAUACAGCCCAGGCUGAGAGAAGUAUUGAAGAUCCUGCUCCUGCUAGAGUUGAAUCAAAUCCGAUCAAUGAAACGCUCACCAACAUUGUUCACCGGACCAGAAAGGAUUUCCAACAAUAUUCCCAUCAGCUCACUCUGGAUCUGAACACAGUGAAUAAAUGGCUCCAUCUUUCUGAGAGGAACAGAGUGAUUACAUACGCUAAAACAGUCCAGUCGUAUCCUGAUCAUCCAGACAGAUUUGAUGUGUACCAGGUGUUGUGUAGAGAGAGUGUGUGUGGACGCUGUUACUGGGAGAUUGAGUGGAGUGGAGAUGAUGGUGUGUCUAUAUCAGUGUCAUAUAAGAGCAUCAACAGGAAGGAAGAGAGUAGAGAGUGUUUCUUUGGACGUAAUGAUCAGUCCUGGAGUUUGCUCUGCUCUUCCUCCAGAUACUCAUUCAUACACAAUGACAUAUGGACUGAUCUCACUGUAGAGUCUAUCAUCAGUAGAAUAGGAGUGUUUGUGGAUCACAGUGCAGGAACUCUGUCCUUCUACAGCGUCUCUGACACAAUGAGACACAUCCACACAGUCCAGACCACAUUCACUCAGCCACUCUAUCCUGGGUUUUGGGUUCCUUUUGGAUCAUCAGUGAAACUGUGUUAAUGAAUCAAAAUAGAUUGAUGAGAAAUUCUACCAGUGGUGGAGGUAACAAAAUUACAUCUACUCACGUUACUGUAAUUCAAUUUUUUCGGGUACUUGUACUCUUUACAAGUGUUGUAUUUUUAAAGCUGUACUUUUACUUGUACUUAAAGGGGACCUUAUGCAAAAAUCACUUUUAUAAGGUGUUUGAACAGUUGUGUGGCUGCAGUGUGUGAAAACAACUAGCUUAUAAUAUUAAAAAUCCACCAAGAUUUUUUUUUUUUUAAUAAAACCAAUUAAAUCAUGAAAAGUCUCUCCAAAAGAACGGUUUCAGAUUCUUCUGUUCACGUCACUGAGGAUGAAAAGUCCCGCCCAUUUGUGAUGCUCUCUGCUAUAUUAGCAUAAACACAGCCCUGAGUGAGAAGCAGGAGUCUGCCAUUACUGGAGAUACAUACAAUGUCAGCGCCAAAGAGGCUUUACAAGUGUUGUGUUUUGGGAUGCACUAAUGAACAUAGGAGUCUCCAUAAUCUCCCCUCAUCUGAGCCGAGGACACUGUGGUUAAAUUUCAUUUUCGAAGGAAAUAUCCUGGGAAAAAAAAUGCUAACCUGAUUUCGACGAUCUCUCAGUGUUAAAGAAAAAUAAACACACACUUAACGUGCACUCUCAACUAGAUAGACCACUGCAAAGCUUAUUCCCACAAUAAACCAAAAAAACACGGGUUUUUUCUUCCGGAUUUCACACGACGUACACAACUUAUUAUAACUUAACUGCCACUCUGCACUCAAGAAAUUAAACUCGGGAAUAUUCUUCUGGGUGAUUUCACAAUCUAAAGCUAAUAAAACAAAUCAACGUAAAGAUAUAAGAAUAAAACACGGAAUCUCUCACGUGUGAUCCUCGUGCUAGAUCUCCUCCUCAUAAGAAACGGAAAAA
Messenger RNA from Cyprinus carpio (common carp), 2250 nucleotides. RefSeq names its product stonustoxin subunit alpha-like. Lineage: Eukaryota; Metazoa; Chordata; Actinopteri; Cypriniformes; Cyprinidae. Gene Ontology annotation, molecular function: protein binding. The record is from RefSeq and is a predicted model, not a curated record.